This is a messenger RNA of Maylandia zebra (zebra mbuna), 2022 nucleotides long. NCBI's taxonomy places the organism in Eukaryota, Metazoa, Chordata, Actinopteri, Cichliformes, Cichlidae. The record is from RefSeq and is a predicted model, not a curated record.
AUGUGUGGCACGGUGUACAACGUCUGGGUCAAAGCCCUGGGACAUCAGUACAACAGCUCUGACAGCAUAGUGGUCCCUCUAACAUCAGGACCUUGUAGGCCAAGCAAUAUUGAAGUGAUUUACGACUGUGGGGGCAGCUCUGCCAACAUAUCGUGGCAGCCCAGCGAUGGAGCUGUGCUCUACAUUACUGUGCUCACAGCUUCUUCAGGACACACAGCCAGCUGCGCCACCAACCAAACCAGCUGUCAGCCGAGGCCUCUGCGAUGCGGAGAGGAAUACAACGUCACUGUGAAGGCUGUUGGAGAGACUUGUAACAGCAGUUCUCAGAUGACAGGAUACCUCACCACAGAGCCCUGCGUUCCUACAAAUGUGUCCAUCCACUACAACUUGAGUACUGCCCGGGUGAUGUGGAACACAGCGAGAGGUGCUGCGUCGUACUCUGUUCAGGCUGUGAGUGACCGAAACUUGACAGUCGCCUGUAACACCAGCAACACACACUGCUCCCUGACUGCUCUGCAGUGCAGCCACACCUACAGCAUCACUGUGAUGACACAAAGCCUGGCAUGCAACAACACUGUGAGCUCUGCACCCUACCGCCUCGUGACAGAGCCGUGUCCACCUACUAAUGUUCAAGCCAGCAUGUCAUGCAGACAGCUUACUUCAACUGCAUCCUGGCAGCAGAGUGACCUCGCUUUGGGUUAUGUUGCCUACUUUGACAACCAAAAUGGCCACUACACCUCCUGUAUGAGCACAAACACCUCCUGUGUGGUCUCAGGGCUGAUGUGUGGUACAGUGUACAGUGUCUGGGUCAAGGCGUUAGGACAGCAGUACAACAGCUCUGACAGCUCAGUGGUCUCGCUUACAUCAGCCCCAUGCCUGCCCAGAGACAUGACAGUGGAAGUCAACUGCACCUCUGACAAUGCAGUCCUGGUGUCCUGGAACGGCACUUAUGGCACAACUAACAUUUCCCUGAUGGCUGUCGUUGGUGGAAGUCUUCAAACUCUGUGCACAACUCAGCAGGAAAGCUGUAACAUGACAAGUUUAAGCUGUGGGGAAACCUACAGUCUCAGCAUCAACGCCAGCAACGACCAGUGCAGCCUCAGCACACAGACACUGUCUAACUUUACCACACGUCCUUGUCCUCCUCAGAGAGUAGCUGUCAAUCUGCAGUGCAGCUCCCGUACUGCUGUCCUAUCCUGGGAAGAGAGGUCUAAUGUUGAACUGUACACAGCGAGCGCCAUCAAGGCGUCAGGAGGGGAAGAGAAAACGUGUGACUCAGUGACCUCCAGCUGUCAGUUCUCGGGUCUGGACUGUGGAGAGAUGUAUAACUUUACUGUUACAGGCCACAACAGAGGCUGCUGUAGCCAACCCAGCAGUGCCGUGUUCAUCCACACAGAGCCAUGUCCACCUACAAAUGUUUCUGCUGAGGUGCUCUGUGAGUCCGAUGAGAUGAAGAUCUCCUGGCAAGAGGCGAGUGGUGCUGAGAGUUUCUUAGUUACAGUGAGCGGCAGCGACGGAUUGAUGAAGAUUUACAGCACAAACCAAACGCUUCUAAGAGCCUCUUUGCCUUGUGGACAGGACUUUAAUGUCACUGUUCGAGGACAGGGCAGCAUGUGUAAUGGCAUCCCCAGCAGUCCCACCUUCUUCAAAACUGCUCCAUGUAUACCAAGGGGUUUGGCAACUGACGCAGAGUGUGGGUUUGACGUGGGCUCCGUCAGCUGGCAGCCAACUGAUGGAGCUGAAACAUACAUUGCUGUAGCCACUGGCCUCGACGGCCACACUCACCACUGCAUAAGCAAUACCGCCUCCUGCACCUGGAGCGACCUGCACUGUGGGGAGGAGUACAGUGUUGUAGUGAGAGCAAAGAGCAACAACUGCACCAGUCUGCCGAGCAACAGCUCAAUCAUCCACAUGGACCCCUGUGCUCCCCAGAAUUUGUCUGCCACUGUGAACUGUGAUAUGAAAGUGGUGUCUCUGAGCUGGGAUGCCAGCAGUGGGGCAAAGAUUCAGUCUCAACACUAA